CCGGGGUGCCGCAUGAGCAGGGGGUCUCACCGCACGCACUACUUUAAAAGCCCCCUCUGAAGAUGCUCCAUAAUCGCUGAGCAAGACGGUCUUACUGGUGUCUUGUGCACAAGUUUUCCAACACCCAUCGGGCUAUACUUUGAAACUGACUACUUUACCAAACAUAAGAGCAGGGAUAUAACUGAAAAUAAGUUAUUGUGUGUGCAUGUUCUGACUGUCAAAUUUGACCUCACCGACCAAUGUGGCUUCUUGGAUCACCUUCCAAAGUGAUACUGAUGGAUGAGCGCCUGCCUCCCUCCGCACGCUCCGUGCAAAGCCCAGCGAACAACCCGUCGACAGUCCACAGCAUCGAAGCGAUACUGGGAUUUAAAGAGGACACCAUCUUCCACAAAUCACCCUCUUACAGCAUAACAGAAAAGGUCAUAGUCAAAGAUGCUGAGCGCAACGGGAAUGUAACUGUAACCGCGGUGAAGAGAAGUCACUACUCAGAAAGUUUUGAAAGUGUGCGUUGUGCCAGCAGCGCCGCUGAUGCCUCGGUGUGCCCGGACUCACCGGACAGGGACGGGAAGCUGUCCGAUGAUGAAAACCCCAAGAAGAAGCACCGUCGGAAUCGGACCACAUUCACCACCUUCCAGCUGCACGAACUAGAACGAGCUUUCGAAAAGUCUCAUUAUCCGGACGUGUACAGCAGGGAGGAGCUGGCCCUGAAGGUCAACCUGCCGGAGGUCCGAGUGCAGGUGUGGUUUCAAAACCGGAAGCUGGAGGUGAGUUCCAUCAAGCUCCAGGACACCUCCUCCUCCUCUCUGCUCUCCUUCAGCCGCUCUCCUACCAGCUCCCUGGUCCCUGGUUUGCAGCUGGACCCCUGGCUCUCCACCCCACUCACCACCCCAACCUCUUUGCAGUCACUCCCAGGCUUCAUCGGUGGCUCGCAGGGCCUCCCAGGCACUUACACCUCUUCUCCUCCUCCUCCAAUGUCUUCUUGCUUGUCAGCCUCAUUCCUCAACUCCCCAGCCCUGGGACACAGCCCUCACCUGCCCCACAUCGGCUCUAUGUGCCCCCCACCCCCGGCGUACCAGUGCUCAGCUGACCCAAGGAACUCCAGUAUUGCUUCACUGAGGAUGAAGGCUAAGGAACACAUUCAGUCUAUUGGGAAGACAUGGUGAUGCUGAGUGGAAGGACUCAGAAUACAUGUCCGGCAGCUUUUGAAAAAUGGACUACAUCCUCGUGCUGAUGGGAUUGUAUUAUUUUGGAAGUUUUAAAAAGUGAAAUCCAGGUGUGAUCCAGGAGGCAUCCUCCUCACAGCUACAUUACCUUCUGAAAAUCUAUGACAGAAAACUGUGAA
Molecule: messenger RNA, 1342 nt
Organism: Monopterus albus (swamp eel)
Lineage: Eukaryota; Metazoa; Chordata; Actinopteri; Synbranchiformes; Synbranchidae
Gene: rax
Product: retinal homeobox gene 3
Exons: 3
Coding region: 240-1163 (307 amino acids)
Biological process (GO): positive regulation of transcription by RNA polymerase II
Molecular function (GO): DNA-binding transcription factor activity, RNA polymerase II-specific; RNA polymerase II cis-regulatory region sequence-specific DNA binding
Source: RefSeq, a predicted model, not a curated record